Magallana angulata is the source of this 1956-nucleotide messenger RNA. RefSeq names its product multiple epidermal growth factor-like domains protein 10. Lineage: Eukaryota; Metazoa; Mollusca; Bivalvia; Ostreida; Ostreidae. The record is from RefSeq and is a predicted model, not a curated record. Bases 129 to 1484 code for a protein of 451 amino acids. The transcript has 9 exons. Gene Ontology annotation, molecular function: scavenger receptor activity.
CAUAUACAGCCUGUCUACAUAUGUCUUCUCAGACGAAUGAAUACUGUAUAUUUGCUUUGUUAUUUCUGUUAGGCAUAUAAAUCUAUACUUAUUGAGUUAUAUAGUUUGACCAGAUUGACAACACCAGGAUGUCCCUGUCCGGAAACUCUGUGUAUCCACACGAUGUCCUCACUGUGUUGUUCUGUCUUCUGACAGUAUCCCAGGCGUACGUUAAUGUCGCCCUCAACAAACCAGCAUACCAACAGUACCCUGGACCAGGUGACACAUUUGACGCCAGUAACGCUGUAGACGGACGUAAAUCAGACCUGAGUGGUGAUGGAGGUCAAUGUGCUGAAUCAUUAUACGAACAAACCGCCACCUGGUGGGUGAACCUGAUCACCAUCCACAGCAUCCACCACAUCACCAUCUACUUCAUGAUGAACAGUAAACCAUGGGUUCCUUCUAAUUGGCGCACUCAGUAUUUCCUUGGAUUCUCUGUGUACGUCUCCAAUACAACAGACAGACUACAGGGAACACUGUGUUACAAGGACGACAACUUUACACUAGACACCAUACCUGCUGUCUUCACCACCACCUGUCCUGUACAUGGACAGUACGUCAUAUACUACAACGAGAGACUACCAGGAGUUACCUACCCUGACGAUUACUCUGACAGUGUUGACACUGCCCUCUGUGAAGUGGAGGUGUAUGGAUGUCCUGCUACCGGAUAUUUUGGGUCCAACUGUUCCGUUCCCUGUCCAGACGUCAACUGUCAGUACUGUCACAUAGAGACGGGCACCUGUCAGGGCUGUAAACCUGGAUACAAAGGUCACCGAUGUGAAAUAACUUGUGAAAGGGGAACAUAUGGUGUUGGCUGCAAAGAAACAUGUGGACACUGCCGUGACGUAAACCAGUGCUCCAUCAACAAUGGGACUUGCUUAACUGGGUGCGAUGCUGGUUAUAAAGGAGACUUGUGUAAAACUGCUUGUGACAUAGGGUCGUAUGGCUACGACUGCAAAGAAACAUGUGGACAUUGUCGUGACAGAUACCAGUGUUCCAACAUCAAUGGAUCGUGUCUGACGGGAUGUGAUCCUGGUUAUCAAGGAGACUUGUGUAAAACAUCAUGUGACAGAGGGUCGUAUGGUUCUGAAUGCAAUGAAACAUGUGGACAUUGUCGUGACGUAGACCAUUGUUCCAAUAUUAAUGGGACGUGUUUAACUGGAUGUGAUGUUGACUAUCAAGGAGACUUGUGUAAAACUCUUUGCCCCGUUGGAUAUUUUGGACAAGACUGUUCUGAGACUUGUAUCAACAGUUACACCUGUGAUGGCUGUAACGAUGUCAGUGGUUCGUGUGAUUAUGGCUGCCGUCCUGGCUGGAUAGGAUACUUCUGUCAAAAAAAUAUACACUCGCCGAAGUUAAUUUCUGAAGAGAGAAGAAAUGGCAACGCAAGUAAGUAUGAAUAUGUGAUGUUUUGCAAUUUUUCUCUUAAAAUUACACACCUAUAAUUUUUAACUAUAGGUAAUAUUUUUUUCGUUGAAAAUAAGUAUUGAAUUUGAUCGUUAUAUAAAAUUUGUAUAUAUGUGAAAUACAACCCUGUCAUCGCGUUGGUGUUAAAGAAAUUUGGCUACUGUAAAACAACGUAACAUAAUGCACUCAGUGUACCAGGGUAAGUAGUCACUCUGCUUAACGAAUCUAUAUCAUAUAGUGUUGCCUUUGAAAUUGUAAUUUUGUUGAAUUUUUACAAAUCCGGCUGUUCUAAUGCAUGUCAAACAAACUAACACGUGUAAGUGUGUUUAUACUUUAAAGUUGCUUCUUUAAUAUGAAUGAAAUAAAAAAGCCAUCCAAUGUUGAUGAGUUAACCUUAAUGUAAGUUUGUUUUGAAACUUUGUAAAUGUAUUUUGACACUUUUAAUUCUAUUUUUUGUCAUGGAUUUUUACUUCUCUAAAGUUAAGUAUAUUUUACAAUUAAACUAUAUGU